This is a messenger RNA of Mizuhopecten yessoensis (Yesso scallop), 1651 nucleotides long. RefSeq lists its product as uncharacterized. The record is from RefSeq and is a predicted model, not a curated record. The coding region runs from base 656 to 1327 and encodes 223 amino acids. The transcript has 5 exons. NCBI's taxonomy places the organism in Eukaryota, Metazoa, Mollusca, Bivalvia, Pectinida, Pectinidae.
GUGCAACGUCAUAGUCGCCUUCCAUCCUUUUAAUUGUGACGUCACUUCAACUUUUUUAAUGUCUUAACAAAAUCCGCCUCAAAGUGGUUUUUUUCAAUCGAUGAUGUAUUACUACUCCCCUAGAUGUCUCCAAAGUGGAGGCUUGGUGACUAGUUUGACUUACAACAUAACAGCAGUGUAUAUUUGCCUCAGGUCCCAUGUGGUAGGUAUGUAGGUCUAACUUGAGUCAAGCUGUAGAGGCUUCGCUGGAGGCUGUUUGUCGUUCAUUUCAGAUACAGAAUGGAGUCCUUGUUGUCUCGCGUGAAGCCGAAGAUGUAAAAGACUUAUUGAAAGUCUGGCCAAAUUAUAAGUAAUAUCAUUUGUCAAUAAAUCAAUAACGGAGGUCAAAGUACAGAACCCUUGCGAUUUCCAUCACAAUUUUCGUUUUGAUAUUUGUUAUACCAGACCCGAGCGAAUGCCUUGGAAAUGUCGCAAAAUAUAAACGAGGCAAGACUAACGUUGUGACUGUGGGACAUUAAAGUAAGUCAGCACAAUAACAGGAACAUGAGAAUUAAUCACAGUAUGUAUGUUUUACCUCUUCUGAUGUGAAAGGUGUAUUAUUGACGUUUUAUAUGGGUAAGAUUAACACCCGGUAAUUGUCACAACGUAAUGGACAAUGACAUUAUAUGCUGAAUUUCGGAGUCAAAGAUAUCGUGGUCCCCCCUCCCCCCACCACCAUAAAUACAUUCAGGUGGGCGUACAAAAAUGUUUGGCAUCCUCAGAAAGACGCAUAAAUGUUCAUUUUACCAACCUUCUCUAUCAUUAUCCAUGCAAAAUGUGGCGUGCAUCGAAGGAGUUCGGAACAAAGAUAAUAUACGAAUGUAAGGAACCUGAAAUUCCACACACACGAAAAAUAAAUUAUAGUCCAAAAAUAAAAACGAAGAAAAGCGAAAACUUGAAGGAAACAUUGGCUGCACUUUUUGAAUGCGUGAAAGAUAUCAUAUUGGAGGGAGAUAUCCAACCCUGGCCCAGGUGGUCGCUAUCUGCGCUCGCCUGGAGCAGAGCAAGGGAUAGUUUUAUUGAAAUAGACUAUCCAGAAGAAGUCGCAAAACUAGCGGCCGAAACAAGACAGAAUAGCUACCAGGAAAAUUACAGAAAAUUUCUGUACCCUGACGUAUAUGCCAAAGACCACUUUAAAACGCUGGUAACAAAUAAACUACAAGAAUAUAACCGAAGACAGAAAAGCCAGUUGAAGCUUGAAGGUCAAAAAAAUGAUGAAAGCCCAAUCACAAAGAAGAAGCAGAAAAUAAAAAAAAACAGUCUAUGGUCCUGGUGUUGCUUUUGCUGAGUUCACAAUCACCUAACUUUUUAUGUUUAUUUUUCAUAUAUUGUAAUAAUUCUAUAAAUCUUUUUUUUGUUUUUCUAUUUCAUAUGCCUUUUAAAAUAAUAUCAUGCAUAACUUCAAAUUGUCAAUAUUAUGUACGGUCACUUUUUUCAUCGAAACCCCUCCCAUUGAACAUAUCCCGAUAGCUUUUCCAGUGGGUAAAUGGGUUGUUUAAUCUAGGAUACAGUAGGUACUUAUGUGGGUUGGUUACAGUAGGUAAUGGGUUUUCUACAGUGGGUAUUUAUAGUGGGGUGUUAUGGUGGGUAUUCAUAGUUAUUUUCUAUAGUG